AGUACCUGUAGUAGGCAGUCACACCACAUUAACGUGUGCCAGUAAACGUGAGCGAGCUGAUUUAAAUGUUUCACUAGGAUCUCGGUGAUUUACGACGUCAAUUGUGUUUGGUUUUCAAUGUGAUUAAAAUAAUUUUUUUCGUGAGGUGGUUUUUAAUUACAGUUUGAGUGAUUUUGGGAAAAACACAAUUCAAAGAUAAGGAGUUUCCUGUUCUCACCGGUGAUUCCCAAUGUUUCGUUUAAGGCAGAACAAACAUUAGCGUGGAGAUGGCUCAAUUAGUUAUCAAAAAAUGUAUACCAGUGCGAGCUAUAAUAUGGAUAAUGUGCUUCACCUGCACAUUAUUCCUGUACAUGUUAAGAAUAAAUUUGUCCAUUAUAAUUCUGGCUAUGGUACAGCCUAUGACCAAAGGCAACACAACUUUUGUACCGGAAUGUAAACUACUUAGACAAUCUCCAAGCAACGAUAGUAUCGUAGCUGAAGCUCUUCAUUCUGACGAACCGGAUUAUGGUACUAAAUUUGCAUGGAGCACAGAACUACAAGGGCUAAUUCUGGGAUCUUACUUUUGGGGAUUCACGAUUUCCGCAAUCCCUGGGGGAGUUUUAGCGGAACGAUUUGGCCCAUCUAAAUGUAUCACCAUCUCAUUUCUACUGUGUGGAUUUUUGACUUUAUUAGGACCAUGGGCUGCGGGUUGGGAUGCCUGGGUUUUAAUAGCAUCCAGAUUUUUGAUAGGAUUAUUUGGGGGUGUAGUUUUCCCAAGUCUUCAUUGUUUGGUUGCCCGCUGGGCGCCUCCUGAUGAAAAGGGCAAAUUUAUAGGAGCUCUUUUGGGCGGCUCACUAGGAACUGUGAUAACGUGGCCCCUUUUAGGGGCCAUUAUCGAAAAAUUCGGAUGGUCGUGGGCUUUUAUUGGAUGUGGAAUAUUUGUCAUUUGUUGGACUGGUUUGUGGUAUGUUUUCGUCACCGAUUCGCCAGAGCAACAUCCGCGAAUCUCCGAAGAUGAGAAGAAUUAUAUAGUGCAUAGUUUGUCGGGAAGAGUAUCUAAAGUUAAGAGACUUCCACCAUAUAAAGAUAUAUUCCUUACUGUUCCAUUUUGGGCGUUAAUGAUUUUACAUUUCGGUAACCUAUGGGGACUAUUUUUCCUGAUGACAGCAGGACCCAAUUUUCUUUCGUCGGUACUAGGAUUCACAUUAGGACAUACUGGAAUUUUAGCAGCUUUGCCAUAUUUGGUUAGGUUGAUACUGGGAAUAAUAUUUGGACAGAUCGGUGACUAUAUCAUUAAAAAGGAUCUGAUGAGGAAGACUAUGAUAAGGAAGAGUUUCGUUGUAUUUUCUCACUUGCUCCCAGGAGUCUUCUUAUUCAUACAAACUUUAACCGGAUGUGAUGUUACCUGGGCUAUAGUUUUGAUAUCACUGUCAUUGGGAAUGAACGGGGCUUCUACAUUGACAAAUUUGCAGAAUUCUCAAGACCUAUCUCCAAAUUUCGCUGGGACACUUUAUGGUAUCAUCAACAGCGUAGGAAGCACUACAGGGUUCAUAAAUCCUGCCAUCGUGGGAUACAUUACAUCUCAACACAACGGCUUGGACGAGUGGCACACCGUCUUCUACAUCGGAUCCUCAGUUUACAUUGCUUGUGGAUUAAUCUUCUGUGUAUUUGGCACCGGAGAAACACAAGUUUGGAAUGAAGUGGACGGAAAGAAAAGCGCUGAUGGAAUAGAAAAUACAGCCUUUGAAGAUAUAGAUAUAACGAAGAACGGUAUUGAAAACACAAAAGUGUAAUGAAUAAGCAAUUUUAGUGUAUUGUUAUUAGUAUUAUUGUACAUAUAUUUAUAUAUUUUUAUUGACUCAUUCUAAUAAAAGAACUAGAAGAGU
Diabrotica balteata is the source of this 1865-nucleotide messenger RNA. The record is from the annotation of a GenBank genome assembly. Lineage: Eukaryota; Metazoa; Arthropoda; Insecta; Coleoptera; Chrysomelidae.